GGCAGCGCGGGGGGAGCCGCCGCCUCGCAGCCACCGGCUGUCGCACGAGUGUCGCACCAGCCCCGCUGGCGCUCGGGGGUCCCCGGGGGGUUCCUCGGAGGGGUGACAUCCCCCGGAGUUUCGCCCCCUCGCUGGGCAUCGCUCGUUGCGGGGAUGCGGGAAAAGACCCUGCCUGGAGCAGCCCUCGGUUCUUCCCCCGUGGCGUUCCUGCGCGCCCACUAACGUUCGCUCCCCGAGCUCCUCGUCAAACUUUUCUAACUCGGGAAUUAUUUAAGGUUUCAGAGAGACGCGGCGGCUUUUUCCCCACACUGGAGCUGGGGCGGAGGUUGCCCUGAGCAGCCAUGGAGAGGAUUGAGAAGGUCGUGAGGCAGGCGAGAGCCGCCUUCAACUCGGGCCGGAGCCGCUCGCUGGAGUUCAGGAUACAGCAGCUGAAGGCCCUGGAGCGGAUGGUGAAGGAGAAGGAGAAGGAGAUCCUGGCAGCCCUCCAUGCAGAUCUGCACAAGGGUGGGCCCAACGCGUACAGCCACGAGAUCCUGGGCGUGCUGGCGGAGCUGGCCCUGACCAUGGAGAAGCUGCCGUCCUGGGCAGCCCCUCAGCCUGUGAAGAAGAACCUGAUGACGAUGCGGGACGAGGCCUACAUCAACUUUGAGCCUCUGGGAGUGGUGCUGAUCAUCGGGGCCUGGAACUACCCCUUUGUCCUGGUCAUGCAUCCUCUGAUCGGGGCCAUUGCAGCAGGCAAUGCUGUGGUGGUGAAGCCGUCGGAGGUGAGUGAGAACACGGCUCAGCUGGUGGCUGAUCUCCUCCCCCAGUACCUGGACCAGGAGCUCUACCCCGUGGUCACUGGAGGAGUUCCUGAGACAACAGAGCUGCUCACCCAGAGGUUUGAUCACAUCCUCUACACCGGCAACACCGCAGUGGGCAAAAUUGUGAUGGCAGCAGCUGCCAAGCACCUGACACCCGUCACCCUGGAGCUGGGUGGGAAGAGCCCCUGCUACAUCGACAAGGAUUGUGACCUGGCCGUCGCCUGCAGGCGAAUAACAUGGGGGAAGUACAUGAACUGUGGGCAAACCUGCAUCGCCCCAGACUACAUCCUCUGUGACCCAUCCAUCCAGAGCCAGGUGGUGGAGAACAUCAAGGCAACUCUGCUGGAAUUCUAUGGGGAGGACGUGAAGUCGUCUCCGGAUUAUGAAAGGAUCGUCAACAAGCGUCACUUCAAGAGGGUCGUGGGCUUGCUGGAAGGGCAGAAGAUCGCUCACGGGGGAGAGAGUGAUGAGGCCUCCUGCUUCAUAGCACCGACCAUCCUGACGGACGUUUCCCCGGAUUCCAAGGUGAUGGAGGAGGAAAUCUUUGGACCCGUCCUGCCCAUUGUGACCGUGAAGAGCGUAGAGGAAGCCAUUGAGUUCAUCAACCGUCGGGAGAAGCCCCUUGCCUUGUAUGUCUUCUCCAACAACAAGAAGUUAAUCAAAAGAGUCAUCUCAGAAACCUCCAGUGGGGGUGUGACUGGAAAUGAUGUCAUUAUGCAUUUCUUCCUCUCAACCUUGCCCUUUGGUGGUGUUGGUCACAGCGGGAUGGGCGCCUACCACGGCAAGCACAGCUUCGAGACCUUCUCCCACCGCCGCGCCUGCUUGAUCAAGGACCUGAAGAUGGAGGGCACCAACAAAAUGCGGUACCCACCUGUCAGCCAGAAGAAGGUGGAUUGGACCAAGUUCAUCCUCCUGAAGCGGUUUAACAGGGGCCGAAUUGGACUGGCCCUCCUGGCCCUGCUGGGGGUGGUGGCAGCGGUGAUGAUGAAGGUGGUUUACUGAUGAAGAGGAGAAGGCCCCGUGUGCCAGCCGUACUCUGGGUGCUUGCUUUGUGUCUGUUUCCUUAAGCUGGGAAGUCAUUAUUUUCUUUUGUUCUGGGUGAUUUCAGUGAGCUGUCGAGCACACAGAGUAGCCUUAGAGAGGCACUAACAACAAGAAGGCUCAGACUCCUGUUUGCUAAAAAGCCAUGCUGGAACAGAGGGACCAGAGGGGACAAGCUCUCCGAAGGAGGACUGCAGAGCAAGAAAUUCCAGUCCCUAUCUCCACCCCAUGCCAUGCAGAGUGCUGUUUGAGGGGCACACCAAACUACUUACCUUCCUUCAGUGACCAACAGGAGCUUCAGUUUCAGCAAUCCUUGGGCUGACAGUUUUUGGGAUGGGCUGUCUCCUGUUGUGCUCUGAACACCCUCCCUCUUGGUGACAAGUCUGAGACAGGCCAUGCUGGCUGAUGCAUUUGACCAAGAGUGAUGGUUGUGAAUGAACCCAGUGAGGUUCCCCUUGACGUUUGAGGUGAAAUAUUCAUGGAUCUCUGCAAAUUGGAAUCAUCCACAGCUGGUCAGGGAAUGCAGGCUGGUGCCCUUUUGGGGCUCUGGGUUUCACCAUAUGGCUGCAACAAUUAUUUAACUGUUAGAAAAUUACAAAGGUGGUACCUGCACUGCCUGUAUUGUGCUGAUGAGCAUCUUACACUCGUGCAAAAGAACUUUCAGGCCUGUUUAGAGAAGUGGGAAUGACAAAAUACCUUGUGGGUUAGCUCAGCUCUGUGCAGCUGCUCCCUUAUUCCCAGUGGGAUGGGAAAGAGAAUCAGAGGAGUGAAAGUGAGAAAACUUGUAGCUUGAAAGAAAGAUAGUUUAGUAGGUGAAGUGAAAGCUGGGAAUGCAGGCAAAUUAAAGCAAAUUGAGGAAUCUGUUCAUUAAUUCCCCUUGUCAGGCAGGUGUUCAGCCAUCCUGGGGAAAGCAGGAUGGUGACUUGGGAAGACAAAUGCCAUCAUUGCCAAUGUCACAAAUCCAAAACAGCACCAUCCUACUAUGAAGAAACUUAGUGACUAUGAUGAAAGUUAACUCCACCCCAGCCAAAGCCAGUACAAAGCUGUUCCUGGUCAGAUUGCUCCAAGGGAAAACAAUUAUUGAAAGAGUGUGUGCUCCUUCGUGUUUGAGCUUCUGGGGCUGCUGUAAUCUUGCAAUGGGGCAUAAUGUGGGACUUGUUCGAGCUUGGGAGGAGGAUGCUGAAAGAAUUGAAUGUAAAAGAGCCUUAGAAAUAUUAAUGUCAAAAUAAGGCAAAUUAAAAAAUUAUUACUAAAUGCAAUUAAUAUAGAGUAGAAAGUUAUAUUUACUGUGCAAUAAGUAGGAUUUCUUCGUGGCUGGUGAAAAUCCAUGUGCUAAGCCUUUUUGAUGAUAUAUUUUGCAAGUACUAAAUAAACACCGAGAAUUUAAGUAAUAAA
Molecule: messenger RNA, 3239 nt
Organism: Pseudopipra pipra
Lineage: Eukaryota; Metazoa; Chordata; Aves; Passeriformes; Pipridae
Product: aldehyde dehydrogenase family 3 member A2-like
Exons: 11
Coding region: 342-1805 (487 amino acids)
Biological process (GO): aldehyde metabolic process
Cellular component (GO): cytoplasm
Molecular function (GO): aldehyde dehydrogenase (NAD+) activity; 3-chloroallyl aldehyde dehydrogenase activity
Source: RefSeq, a predicted model, not a curated record